Saccharomyces kudriavzevii IFO 1802 is the source of this 960-nucleotide messenger RNA. RefSeq names its product thiamine diphosphokinase (gene THI80). NCBI's taxonomy places the organism in Eukaryota, Fungi, Ascomycota, Saccharomycetes, Saccharomycetales, Saccharomycetaceae. The record is from RefSeq and is a predicted model, not a curated record. Bases 1 to 960 code for a protein of 319 amino acids. Gene Ontology annotation, molecular function: thiamine binding; thiamine diphosphokinase activity; ATP binding. The transcript has a single exon. Gene Ontology annotation, biological process: thiamine metabolic process; thiamine diphosphate biosynthetic process.
AUGGGCGAAGAGUGUGUUGAGAAUCCUGAACGAAUCGAAAUCGAUGCCGACUUGAUCAAAUCCCGAAAUAAAAUGAAUUUAAAAGAACUCAUCCACCCCAACAAAGAUGAAAAUUCUACCCUGCUAAUACUGAAUCAGAAAAUUGACAUUCCUAAACCAUUGUUCUACAAAAUUUGGACACUCCAUGACCUGAAAGUCUGUGCCGAUGGCGCAGCCAACAGAUUGUAUGACUACCUGAAGGAUGACGAAUCAAUAAGGACGAAAUAUCUCCCUGAUUAUAUUAUUGGUGACCUGGAUUCACUAACAGAAAAGGUUUUCGACUAUUAUAAAAGAAAUAAGGUUAUUGUAAUCAAACAAACUACACAGUAUUCGACUGACUUCACUAAAUGUGUAAAUUUAAUUUCUCUACAUUUCAAUUCACCAAAAUUUCGUGCUUUGAUAUCGAAUGAAAAUAAUCACCAAUCAAAUCAUGGCAUUGAAUUGGAAAAAGGUAUCCAUACAUUAUACAAUACCAUGACGAAAUCACUAAUUUUUUCGAAAGUGACUCCAAUAAGUCUAUUGGCAUUGGGGGGUAUUGGUGGUAGAUUUGACCAGACAAUUCACUCGAUAACACAACUGUACACUUUAUCCGAGAAUGCAAGCUAUUUCAAGCUGUCCUAUAUGACGCCGACCGAUUUAAUAUUUCUAAUAAAGAAGAACGGGACUUUAAUUGAGUAUGACCCUCAUUUUAGGAAGUUGUGUAUAGGAAAUUGCGGAUUGUUGCCCAUUGGAGAAGCUACAGUGAUUAAGGAAACCCGCGGAUUGAAAUGGGAUGUUAAAAAUUGGCCAACUAGCGUCGUCAAUGGGAGAGUGAGCAGUAGUAACAGAUUUGUCGGGGAGAACUGUUGUUUUAUUGAAACUGAGCAUGACAUCAUUCUAAAUGUAGAAAUAUUCGUUAAUAGAUUAAUAGAUUUUUUGUAA